Molecule: messenger RNA, 2506 nt
Organism: Carassius carassius (crucian carp)
Lineage: Eukaryota; Metazoa; Chordata; Actinopteri; Cypriniformes; Cyprinidae
Product: fascin-2-like
Exons: 5
Coding region: 469-1941 (490 amino acids)
Biological process (GO): establishment or maintenance of cell polarity; cell migration; actin filament bundle assembly
Cellular component (GO): cytoplasm; actin cytoskeleton
Molecular function (GO): actin filament binding; protein-macromolecule adaptor activity
Source: RefSeq, a predicted model, not a curated record
CUGGAACUGAAAACUAGGAUGGGUGGGGAGAGAGAAAGAGAGAGAAAGAGGGAGUGAGAUCUGCCAGAGGACAAAAGGGAGUAGUCAGAGAUGUGUGUAUGAUGUCAGCAGCUUGUUGGAUUGAGGUGCUGUGCCCUGCUAAAUUUAAUCCAGGCUGAUUAGGAAGCAGCAGGCAGUCACCUGUGUGAAUGCAGAGAAGUAUCUUAAGGUAAACUAGUGUAGCCUGGCAAUGCUGCCCUAAUAAUAAAGAAUCCAACACCAGGAGACUCACAAGGAAAACAGCCAUAAUCUGUAAUUGAGUCUGAGUGGACAAGGGGAAAAAACAGUCAAAGUUCAGAGCAGGAAGAAACUUUGAAGGACCUUUUAAUAUCAUCUGAGGUGAGUCAAGGGCAUAUUGUCACCAUUUCAGCAUUUUUAAUCUGCAAUACAAAUCAUCUUAAACAAUCCUUUGGCAAGCACCUGGUCACAAUGUCCACAAAUGGAAUAAGUAUGGCUUUAAAGCUCCAGUUUGGACUUAUUAAUUACGAAAAUCGUUACCUCACCGCAGAGGCAUUUGGGUUCAAGGUAAAUGCAUCUGGAACCAGCAUGAAGAAGAAACAGAUCUGGACCCUGGAGCAAGACCAGGAUAGCCAGGUAGUUUUCUUGCGCAGUCAUCUCGGACGUUAUCUGGCCACAGAUAAAGAUGGCAAGAUGAGCUGUGAGGAGGAAGUGCCAAACGCAUCCUGCCGUUUUUUGCUUGUGACACAGUCAAAUGGACGCUGGGCCUUACAGUCAGAACCAUAUUUGCGCUAUUUUGGAGGCUCUGCAGAAUAUCUAUCCUGUUUUGCCCAGACCAUUGGAGGAUCUGAACUGUGGGCCAUGCAUCUUGCACUUCACCCACAGGCAAACCUGCUAAGUGUAUCCCGCAAGCGCUACGCACGCUUGUCCAUCACAGAUGACCAGCUCUGCAUGGACAGCAACAUCCCCUGGGGUGUGGACUCCCUGAUCACUUUGGUCUACCUGGAUGAGAAGUACAGUCUGAAGGCUUGUGACAAUCGUUUUCUCAGCAAUGAUGGUAAGCUGGUAAUGGAGCACAGACACAACACUAAUUUCACCCUGGAACUCAAGUCUGGCAAGCUGGCUUUUAAGGACUGUGAGGGCAAGUUUCUCUCACCAACGGGCCCCACAGGCACCCUGAAGUCUGGCCGCUGUUCAAGGACAUGGAAAGAUGAGCUGUUUGAUCUGGAAGAGAGCCACCCACAAGUUGUUUUCCUGGCAGCCAACAAAAGAUAUGUGUCUAUUCGUCAAGGUGUUAGCAUCUCAGCUAAUCAGGAUGAUGAGACAGACAUGGAGACAUUUCAGAUGGAGAUUGAUAAAGAGACUAAGAAGUGCAUGUUCAGAACCAAUGGUGGAAAUUACUGGACACUCGUUACCCAUGGAGGGAUUCUUUCCUCGGCCACAGAAGCAGAAGAAAACACCAUGUUUGACAUAGAGUGGCUUGGCCGACGAAUUGCUUUGAGAGCAAACAAUGGAAAAUAUGUCUGCACAAAGAAAAAUGGACAGCUUGCUGCUGUGAGUGAUUCUAUGGGGGAGGAUGAGCAGUUCAUGCUAAAGCUGAUUAAUCGUCCAAUCCUGGUCUUGCGUGGGGAGAACGGCUUUGUGUGUCACCACAAAACCUCCAAUACACUGGACUGCAGCCGCUCUGUUUAUGAUAUCUUCUCAUUGCUUUUCAGUGAUGGCGCAUACCAAAUAAAAAGUGGAAAUGAAAAGUUCUGGUAUGUCUCCAGCAGUGGUCUGGUGUGCACAGAUGGGGAUAAACCUGAGGAUUUUUUCUUUGAGUUUGUGGAGUAUGGACGGGUUGGCAUCAAGGGGCAAAAUGGCAAGUACCUGCGGGGAGACCAGGGAGGCACGCUGAUGGGUGACGGGCUCAGUGUGGAUGCCUCGUCCCUGUGGGAGCACUGAGUAUACCAGAGACACAGACUCAGAGUAACAAAAUGUAUCCUCCUGACACCUGUUCAGCCAUUGACUUUACAGCUUUAUGUUCUUCAUUGACUUUCUAUAUUUAUUUAUUUUUUGUUUUGUUUUUGUGAGCAUGAGAAAUAUUUGUUUUAUUUGCUUCUAAUAGUCAGAGGUCCCCCACUGCUUCAUAAGAUAUUUUAGAACCUGAUACUUUACUGUCAUUUUUCAAAUUAAUUUCAAUCAGGUUGGUUAUUGAUGCUGUCAAACUGCUCAGAUGAAAGCUGUAUUAUCUGAAGCAAAGUUCUUAGGGGGCUUUCACACUGGCAGUUUAGUGCGGAAUGGAGCACGGUUCGCAUGAAAAAUCGCUAAUGUGAACGCUGUCAUUGGACCCUGGUGAGCACUGGGGUACCGAACCUGAGACUACCUGGAGAAGGUGGUCUGAGUUCGGUUGCUCCCGAACUGUGGCGCGGUUCGCAUGAAUGUGCAAGCAACACGGACUCGGGUGCACACUUGUUCAGGAAGUAAAGUAUCCCAUGCAUGCGUAACACUGUCGUUAUCAUUGUUUCCU